Bathycoccus prasinos is the source of this 2043-nucleotide messenger RNA. RefSeq lists its product with no specific name. Lineage: Eukaryota; Viridiplantae; Chlorophyta; Mamiellophyceae; Mamiellales; Bathycoccaceae. Gene Ontology annotation, molecular function: carotenoid dioxygenase activity. The record is from RefSeq and is a predicted model, not a curated record. The transcript has 2 exons. The coding region runs from base 1 to 2043 and encodes 680 amino acids. Gene Ontology annotation, biological process: carotene catabolic process.
AUGAUGCAAAGCGCCUCGACAUCAUCACACUCGACCAAGAGUUCGAUCUUCUGCGCGGGCUCCUCGUUUGAAGGCAAAGGAAAGAAAUCGAGGAGGAAUGUGUUUGCCGCUCGAACGAAAAAAACGAGGAGGCAAUCUGCGGUGCACAUCGAAGCCAUCCAAACGCCGAAGAAACCGUCCUCUUCCUCUUCCUCUUCCUCCGUUGAAUCGUCCUCCGUCCCUGUGCAUAAAAGAGGAGAAGAAGACGACGCGAAAGAAGCGUAUCCGUUCGAAAAGGAGUAUAAAGAUUACCAAACCGGGUACGCCUCUGUCCCAGGCCUGGCGUACGAGAACCAAGGGUGGGUGACGGAAGUGGAAGGCGAAAUCCCAAACGAGAUGGAAGGGACGUUGUUACGAAACGGGCCCGCCAUGUACGAGAGAGAAGGCUUUAUCAAAUCGUACUUGGACGGGGACGGCAUGGUGACGUCCGUGGCGGUGAAGGACGGGAAAGCGUAUUUUCGGAAUAAAUUUGUCGUGACGGAGGAUUUUGACGAGGAAGAGAGAACGGGGAAGUAUAUUAAGAGUUCUAUUUUCACGGCGGAGGAUCCGAGACCGUUCGCGUUUGGGCAGAGAUUGUUCAAAGACUUGUUGGGAGGCGAUAUUUCCAAAAAACAAAACGGGGCGUAUAACGUCAUCAAUUGGGGUGGAUCUUUGUGCGCGGUGGAUUAUAAGAAACCGUACGCGUUGAAUCCGGACACUUUGGAAACGAUUGGUCACGGGAACUGUCCGUUGAGUUCGACGACGCAUACGAGUCACUACAGAACGGUGACGGAGCCGGACGGUUCGAGACGACUCGUGGCGUUUAUUAACGAAGUGAACUGGAGAGUGAACCAUAAGAAUGAAGACGGAUCGGAGCAUCUUGGGACUACAAAUGCGGUGUUUUAUGAGUUUGAUGAAGACGGGAAGGAAGUGGCCAGACGCUCGUACCCGUAUCCGUCCUCGUACGUUCACGAUUUGAUCGUCACGGAAAACUAUUACGUUUUGUUCGAUUGCCCGAUUAAAAUUGAUUUCAAGAAGACCUUUACUGACUACUUGACACAAAACGCGUGCUUAUCCGAACUCAUUUGCGAAGACACCGAGCGACAGCCGUUAUUUCGAGUCUUCCCGAGGCGUGGGACGGAUAUGACGGUCCGAACGGCUCCGGCGGAUUAUUGGUGCUACGCGUACCACCACGUGAACGGUUUCGAAAACGACGACGGAGAUAUCGUGUUUGAUACGUGCACUUGGGAUAAGUUUACGUUGUAUUUCACCGAUAUCACGAACCCAAACGGGAAAGAUAACUUUCCAAGAAUGAAGUUGAGUCGAUUCAUCAUCGACAUGAAGAAGUAUGAAGCGAAACAUUAUUUAUUAUCCGAUGUUCCUUGCGAGUUGCCCAUCACGUCUUGGGAUUACACCGGGGAAAAGUACGAGCACAUGUACUUGUCCACCUCGGUUGGUCGCAAAGAUGGUGUCAACGGCCCGAUGCAAGCGUUGACGAAGUGCUCGCUUAAAACGGACGAGACAAAGCUGUACACGGAGGAACAGUGGAUCCCCGGGGAGCACAAGUUUGCCAUGGAACCGUUUUUCGUCCCGAGAUCGGGGAAAGAUUUGGAUGAAGACGAUGGAUGGGUCGUUGCGUUAGUGCACGAUGCGAGGUACGAAGACUCUGACUUUGGCGGCAGAGGGACGGAGAUGGUUAUUAUCGACGCGAAGAAGUUCUCGGAAGGACCAGUCGCGCGUUUGCGAUUACCGAAAUACGUUCCUUAUGGCGUCCAUGGCUCGUGGUCGCCAGAAUACAUCGCUGGUCCGCCGAAAGCGGACGAGUUGGCGCGUUUGGAGGAGUUGAGAAAGAAUAGCGAUGGAAAGGUCCCGAUUUCGUUGGGGCAUAAAGACAUCAUCCAAACGACGAGUAAGAAAGAGGUGGAGGAAUUAGAUUUGCGAAAGGUUGGCGCAGGCAUUGGCGGCGCUUUGUUGGGUAUCACCGCUUUGAGCGAAAUGGUUGGACAAAUGGGUUUCUUCCAGUAA